CCAAACGUCGACUCAGUCUAGAACAGUUCUUAAGAGGACUUAAAUAACUAUUUACUGAAAAUCUGGAGCGGCAGUAUAUUAGUGGCACGCUUGAGACAAUGAACAAGAUGAGAAAGAGGAAGACUCAAAAUCAAACUCAUAAAAAGGAAGAUUAUUGCAAAGGCUAACAAGCUAAUGAUUCCAAAUACGAUUUUCAGUUCAAGGUAUGUGGCAGUUCAAGGUAUGCUGUGAUUUGGAGAUUGAUUUGGUACUUUGGUUUUGGGAUUUGCUCAAACUAAUAUGGAGUUAGGCAUCAAUUUAAGGUUAAUUGCAAAGUAGUGAUAGUAAAUAUUUCUGUUUAUGGUAUUUGAAAAUUGGGAUUGCAAUCAUUGCAUGGAAAUGAAAUGAGUUUCUGAGGAUUAGACAACCUAUAAAUUCCCAGAUUCAGACUUAACUGUAUCAAAUACUUGAGUAUAAAAUAUGGAUAAGCCAAGCAAUGCUAGCUAGAAUUUGUAACGUCUAAACGGUUCAUGAUAGUCACAUUCAAAUUGUAUUUCUGUCUAAUGUCUGUGUGUCUAGUCUAGACUAGGGAUGGCAAAACGUGUCCAGCCCGUUGGGCAUGUCUGUUUUGCCCGCACUUUUCAGCGGGGCGGGCUAAGGUAAUAGGCUCGCAACCUCAAUUAUGACUGCCCCACUCCGCUCUAUUUUUUUGCGGGCUUUUGCAGCCACAAAAAUUUACAUAAAAUUUUACAUUUUUUUGCAUAAAAGAUGCAAAGCCCGCAGGUCCCUGUCCCGCCAUCAUUUUUUUUGUGGGGCGGGACAAGGUUUUAGGCCGCACCCUCAACUAUGCCCAUCCCACCUGUUUUUUUUGGGCUUUUGCAAGGCAGACUUAAACAGGCGGACUUGCCCGUUUGCCACCCCUAGUCUAGACAGGGAACAACUUAUUUGAUUUUGAACAUAUAUCUUCUUAAUUUAACUGUUUUUGAAGUAUAUAAAGACAAACUCUAGAUAAAGGCCCUAAUUACUCUAAUACAAGAUUGUUUCAAACAGGUCAUUAAGUCAUCAAAUAUUUUAGCUUUAUAACCUGCUUUGUUCUAACUGAGCAAAUAUACAUUUUUUUCCUUGUCAUGAUGAUAUUUGUUUUUCUAGAAGAAUAGAAGUGAUUAAAUUUGUCGUGGCCGUGGUUAUGACUGUAUGUAAACAAUUUUGGAACUAUGGUUCUCAAUUUCAGUUUUGCUAUACAAUGAUUGUUUUGCAAUAUUCUGUUUAUAAAUUAUCCUAUUAAAGAAGUGAGUUUGCAAAUAGUAGGAACUCUUAUAACCUACGGUGGAAAGUCAAAUUGGCAGUGCACCAGUAUAUUGCAUUUAAAGUUGUGCACCCUUGUUUCCACCUAUUCGUUGACCCGGUUUCAUGAAAAGGGCGCGUUUUUUGUUUGAUUGAAUGGGUAAACCAGUCCUUGAAUUUGUGAGCAUCAGUUAAAAUUGUCUCUGAAUUUACAAAUUGGCAAAUACCUCGAAACUGUAAUUGAUUUUUAUAGUUUAGUUUAUAAAACAAUUGAAUUUUUUUAUGAUUGAAUUGGUUGACCAUUUGAUAUUAAACUAGAUGAGGUUGUUUUUUAUGUAAAAAAAUGAAUGUUUCAAAGUUAUAGUUUUUGAAAGCAUUAGUCAACUGAUACUAUUUUAUUAAAUAGUGAAAUUUCUCAAAUAUUUUAGUAUGCAUCUGACAUCAUUAAAUCAAACAACCUUUGUUAUUUAAAAUGGUGGUAAUCUUCAUAAUUGUUACUCGUGAUUCGUGAGACGGUUGAUCAUAAUCUGUUCAUUGAUCACCCUAAUGAGUUUUAGCAACUGUGGAUAUUUGUUUUCUGUUUUGUUCAUUUCGUGUUUGUAUUUGCUACUACAUGUUAGUACUGGUAUAGACACGAUCACAUCGGCUUCAUUUAUCAAGGACCCUGAAACUCUAAUCUCCAAAGAUGGUAACUUCACCUUGGGGUUCUUUAGCUCAAAAAACUCAACAAAUCGAUACGUUGGUAUUUGGUGGAAGUCUCAAUCUACAAUCAUAUGGGUGGCAAACAGAAACCAGCCGCUGAAUGAUUAUAACGGGAUUGUCACAAUAUCUGAAGAUGGCAAUCUUGUGAUAUUAAACGGACAGAAACGCGUUUAUUGGUCAUCAAAUGUUUCCAACACAGCAUCCAAUACAACUUCACAGUUUUCAGACUUUGGUAACCUCGUCCUUUUGGAGAGCACGACGAGAAACAUCUUAUGGCAGAGUAUUCAGCAACCUUCAGAUACAUUACUGCCUAGCAUGAAACUUUCAAUCGACAAAAGGACAGGUAAGAGUGUAAAUCUCAAAUCAUGGAAAAGUCGUUUUGAUCCAUCCGUUGGUAUUUUCUCUUCUGGUACUGUUGAACGCCAACAUAUAAUUGAAGUGUUCAUUUGGAAAGAAACACAGCCACACUGGCGCAGCGGUCCCUGGAAUGGGGGAGUCUUCACUGGGAUACAGGCAAUGACAGUUGCAUACUUUUUUGGUUUUCAAGGCGGGGACGAUGGAGAAGGGAAUAUUAUUGUAUACUACACAAUACAGAAUGACGGAGAAUUUGUUUUCUAUCACCUGAAUUCUGAAGGAAUAUUAGAAGAAACACGGUGGGAUGAUGAAAAGAAAGAAGUUCGCGUUACAUGGACAAGCCGAGACUCAGCGUGUGAUGUUUAUAGUAUAUGUGGGGCAUUUUCAAGCUGUAGUUCCUUGAAUUCACCAAUAUGCAGCUGUUUGAGAGGAUUUGAACCAAGAAACAUACUUGAAUGGAAUCGAAACGACUGGACUGGCGGGUGUGUUAGGAGAACCCCUUUGCAGUGUGAAAGGGUCAACAAUAAAACGAAAAGUAGAAAGGAAGACGGGUUUUUGAAACUACAGAUGAUUAAAGUUCCAGAUUUUGCUCAAGGUUCAACUGUUACACCAGAUAUAUGCAGAAGCCUAUGCUUGGAGAAUUGCUCUUGCCUUGCAUAUUCUCAUGAUGAUGGGAUUGGCUGCAUGUCUUGGACCCGAAAUCUACUCGACAUACAACAACUCCAAACUGGAGGACUUGAUCUGUAUGUUCGCGUAGCCAACGCAGAACUUGAUCGAGGGAGAAACAAGACAAUCAUCAUUAUAAGCACAACAAUAAUUGGAACUCUCGUAAUUUUCAUUUGUGCAUAUAUCAUAUGGAGAAGAAGAUCAAACCAACCAGCUAGACUGUGGCACUUUAUUAAUUCAGUAAGGGAAAAUAACAGCAAACCUUUCCAACUAUCUAAUAAAUGUGGGGCACCAGAAAGUUAUACUAGUGACAACAGAAUUGGAGAAAUGCCUCAAGGUAAACUGCAAGAGCUAUUAAUAUAUGAUUUUGAAAAGCUUGCAACCGCCACAAACAGCUUUCACUUGUCCAAUAAACUUGGACAGGGUGGUUUUGGCACAGUAUACAAGGGGAAACUGCAAGAUGGUCAAGAAAUUGCAGUUAAAAGACUUUCUAGUGCAUCUAGACAAGGGUUGGAGGAAUUCAUGAAUGAAGUGGUAGUGAUUUGUAAGCUUCAACACCGCAAUCUUGUAAGACUUCUUGGCUGUUGUAUUGAAGGCGAUGAGAAGUUGUUGAUGUAUGAGUACAUGCCAAACAAAAGUUUGGAUGCAUUCAUCUUUGAUCCAUUCAAAAAUAAACUACUAGAUUGGAGGACACGAUAUAGCAUUAUUGAAGGAAUUGCUCGAGGAUUGCUAUAUCUUCAUAGAGAUUCGAGACUAAGAAUUAUUCAUAGAGAUUUGAAGGCAAGUAAUGUCUUGUUAGACGAGGAGCUUAAUCCAAAAAUAUCAGACUUUGGAAUGGCUAGAAUCUUUGGAGGGGGAGAAGAUCAGGUCAAUACCUGCAGGAUUGUUGGAACCUAUGGCUAUAUGUCUCCUGAAUACGCAAUGCAAGGAUUAUUUUCAGAGAAAUCAGAUGUUUUUAGUUUUGGUGUUUUGUUACUAGAGAUUGUUACCGGGAAAAGAAACUCAAAUUUCUAUGACAAUGAGCAUGGCCAAAGCCUUUUAGGAUUUAUUUGGACGCAAUGGAUGGAAAACAAUAUUUUAUCUCUAAUAGAUCCAGAAAUAUAUGAUUCCAGUCAUCAUAACUACAUUUUAAGGCACAUACAUAUAGGACUUUUAUGUGUACAAGAACUUGCUGCAGAUAGGCCCUCUAUGGCUGCAGUAAUUUCUAUGCUCAACAGUGAAGCUGCAUUAUCUCCUCCUUCUAGUAAACCUGCAUUCAUCCUGAUGAAGAAUCUGUUGAAUUCAAAGUGGCCUGAAGAAUGUCAAAGUGUUUCUUCCAUCAAUAAUGUCAGUGUUACAGAUGUCUGUGGCAGAUAGCACAUUAAGGGCUCUAUGAAAUGUUUUUGACGUCAAUGGAUAUAUGUUGGCCAAUGCUAGAAAAAGAAAACUCUAGUAUAAUAAAAGAUGCAAAAUGUAUUGUCAAUAAGGAAUAUUUAUUCUAGUGAUUCUGUUAUAACUAUAUUUGAUGUUAGUCGCUGAAUAUAGGUUAGGCUGUCCAAUUGUAUAUAAAUUAUAGGAAUUAGAAUAUUUGAAUUAUCAAUGUCAUUUAUGACUUAUGUAAUAUAUAUGGAUAGCAUCAUAUCAAUGAGAAAUAAAAAAGAAAACUGAA
Molecule: messenger RNA, 4633 nt
Organism: Vicia villosa (hairy vetch)
Lineage: Eukaryota; Viridiplantae; Streptophyta; Magnoliopsida; Fabales; Fabaceae
Product: G-type lectin S-receptor-like serine/threonine-protein kinase At1g11300
Exons: 7
Coding region: 1810-4341 (843 amino acids)
Biological process (GO): protein phosphorylation; recognition of pollen
Molecular function (GO): protein serine/threonine kinase activity; ATP binding
Source: RefSeq, a predicted model, not a curated record